AUGAAAUGGUCAGUUGAUGAAAAAUUCGAAAAAUCAGUAAAUUUAAUGAGUACUGAAUAUACUGUUGCUGGUCUUGUUGAUGGUGAAGAAUAUGAAUUUCGUGUUUCGCCUGAAAAUCUUUAUGGACAAAGUAUACUAUUGGAAUGUGAAAACCAAUUACUGCAAAAAAUCCUUAUGGCAAAUGUAUCACAAGGUUCAGCUAAUGUUGAAGUUGGAAAACAAAAAGAAAAUUCAGUGACAUUAAAAUGGGAUAAACUUAAAAUGAUGGUUGCUCAAAAUAAUGUAUGGGAAAUUGCAAAUGAUUAUUCAAUCAAAGGAAAUGAGUUUACAGUUGAUAAUCUUUCAAGAGAAAAACCAUAUGAAUUUCGUGUUAAAGCUAAAAGUGCUGCUGGUUGGGAAGAAUAUACCAAACUAGAUCGACCAGUUACAUUUAAAUCUGAUAGUGUUGCACCAUCAUCACCUGAUAUGCCUGAAGUGAAACAAGUUGGCAAAAAUUAUGUUGAAUUAGCAUGUAUAAUACCAACAAAUGAUGGUGAUUCAAAAAUAACUGGUUAUGUUGUUGAAAAACGACCAGCUGGUACUGAUCAAUGGGUUAAAGCCUCACCAUAUAUGUCAGUUGAUAAUAAUGCUGUAAUAACUGAUUUACCCGAAAAUGGUGAAGUUGAAUUUCGUGUUAAAGCAAAUAAUAAAGCUGGUGAAAGUGAACCAAGUUCAAUAAGUGGUCGAGUUAAAAUAACUGAAUAUCCAAAUGGACGAGCACCAACAUUUGUUAAAAAAUUAACAAAUACAAGUGCACUUCCUAAUGGUGAAGCAACAUUUACAAUUGAAUUUGAUGCUAAUCCAGCAUCUGAGGUUGAAUGUAGAAAAGGUCCAUUUAAAUUUCAAGUUAGAAAAGAUGAUCAAUCAUUAACUGAUGGUGAUCAUACUGAACGAGGAGAUGCCGGUAAAUAUGCAAUCAGUGUUACAAAUAAUUCAGGAUCAUGCAAUGCUCCUUUGAAAGUUAAAAUCAUUACACCACCACUUCCUCGAACUGGUCCACUUGAAAUAUCAAAUGUAUCGAAAGAUCGUGCAACACUUUCAUGGAAACCACUAAAAGAUGAUGGUGGUAGUAAAGUAACUGGUUAUGUUGUUGAACGACGUGAUACAUCAAAAGGAGCCGAUGCUUUGAUUCCAGUUACACAAGCAUGUAAAGAAACAACAUUUACUGUUCCAUCAUUACUUGAUGGACAUGAAAAUGGGACUGGUGAGCCGUUACAUUCAACAGCACCAACUACGGCUAAACUUCCAUUCAAACCACCUGGUUCAUCAGGACAACCAGAUAUUACUGGAAUGACAAAUAAUACUGUCACACUUGAUUGA
Adineta steineri is the source of this 1359-nucleotide messenger RNA. The record is from the annotation of a GenBank genome assembly. Lineage: Eukaryota; Metazoa; Rotifera; Eurotatoria; Adinetida; Adinetidae.